Messenger RNA from Python bivittatus (Burmese python), 2546 nucleotides. Lineage: Eukaryota; Metazoa; Chordata; Lepidosauria; Squamata; Pythonidae. The record is from RefSeq and is a predicted model, not a curated record.
UGCACAUGCUCAGCUCUUCUUUGUGUAGUACUUUCUUUCUAGAGCUCCUCUGCAAAGCUGGCGGGGAGGCUGAAGCAGCAGCGAGCACGGCGUUGCAAUCCCAAAGACGGAGAUUUUCCUUUCGAUCUUCAGGCCGCCGGAGUCUGGGGCAAGAACUUUCCGGGGCGGGAGGGAAGCGCGCUCCCCUCACUUUCAGCUGGGCUCAGAAACGGAAGGGAGUCUUAGUCUCUCCAUCCUUUCCAGUGCAGUUGCUCCAGCAACGGGGAUCCUGAACUGGAGUCUCUUGCGUCUUCCUGGCUGGGGAUACCUCCAGAGAGAAGAGCCGCCGUCGCCGUCCUUCUCCCUGGCUGAGGUGGGGCCUGCCUGGUAGUCAAAAAGAAAGGGACGGGUCUAAUCAGACCCGGCGGAGCGGGAGGGGGAAGAAGGAAGAGGAGGGAUUCGGCCCCAGCCAGCCUCUGAAAGCAGAUUACAAUUAGCCUUUUAAAAAUGGCUGCUUUAAAACUGUCAGCUGGGACAGACGAAGGCUUUUAACUCUCGCCCUUCCUUCCCACCCCCGCUUGGACGGCGGGGAGCAGAACCCGGAGCCGCUGCUAGCCUCCUGUCUCCGGCCCGCCGCUCUGGGAUGCUGGGAAGACGCUGAGGAAAUUUUCACGCUGCUCUCUCCCGGCGCCCUCCUGCCUGGAAAGCGAGCAUCCCCUCCGCUGCCGUCCUUGCUCCCCGCUGCCGCUGCUGCAAGAGUCGGACUACAGAAGACGGGGGAGGUUUUGCGGGCGCGGGGAGAGAGGGGGACGGAGAAGGGGCAUGUUGUGAGAGGAAGCGACAAGGGCAGGAAAGAAGCCUCUGCUCAUGGAAAGCGGAGGGCAAUGAGCCCUAAGGACGACGAGGAAGAGGAGGCGGGAAGCUGGUCGCCAGCGUUGUACCUGAAAAACAGGGCAGAGGUGUUGUGAGAAGCGUGGGGGAGAAGGUUUUCGAUUUCUUAUUUAACUAAUUAUCUUGAGGACUCCACAGCCCGUUCUCCGCACCCCCCGGAAGAUCUGCUCUGUUUCUUCACCCUGAUGAAAAGCGCCUUCUUUCUGAUCUGAGUGAUGUGCGUGGGGUGGCUUUGCUCCUGGUAGAACCUGCCCAAGGAACUGGAUUAAUCAGUCUUCCUGCUCCCAUCCCGGCUCUUUAGGCAGGCGGGUUGCGGAUGUGCUUUGUGGCAAAGAUGCUGGAUCUGUUGGGAAAAGUCCUGCGCAGAAUAGGAGGCCCUCCUGUAAUUCUUGGAGCCUGGAGACCUUUUUCUUGUUCCUCCUGCUGCUUUUCUACCUUCAUGGAUAUAAAUAACUGGCUGCUCUUUUAUGGAAUUCUCUACCUGGUGCUGUAUGCCCAAGUUUCUCAGUCUAAGACUUGUGAAAGAACCUCGUGCUUUUCUGGUCGAUGUGUCAAUUCCAGCUGCCUCUGUGAUCAAGGCUGGGUGGGGGAUCAGUGCCAGCACUGCCAAGGCAGGUUCAAGUUAACUGAAUCUUCUGGAUAUUUAACGGAUGGGCCAAUAAAUUAUAAAUACAAAACUAAAUGUACAUGGUUAAUUGAAGGAUACCCUAAUUCAGUUUUAAGAUUAAGAUUUAAUCAUUUUGCAACAGAAUGUAGUUGGGACCAUAUGUAUGUUUAUGAUGGAGAUUCAAUAUAUGCACCUUUAAUAGCUGUAUUUAGUGGUCUUAUAGUUCCAGAAGUGCGUGGAAAUGAAACUGUUCCUGAAGUAGUAACUACAUCUGGCUAUGCACUGCUACACUUUUUUAGUGAUGCUGCUUAUAAUCUAACAGGAUUUAAUAUUUUUUACUCAAUUAAUUCAUGUCCUAAUAACUGCUCAGGGCACGGGAAGUGCACAACUAGUAGCUCAAUACCAAGCCAAGUAUAUUGUGAGUGUGACAAGUAUUGGAAAGGAGAAGCCUGUGAUAUCCCUUAUUGUAAAGCUAACUGUGGAAGCCCUGAUCAUGGCUACUGUGAUUUGACAGGAGAGAAACUCUGUGUCUGCAAUGAUAGUUGGCAAGGUCCUGAUUGUUCUUUGAAUGUUCCCUCAAUGGAGUCAUAUUGGAUUCUGCCUAAUGUGAAGCCAUUUAGUCCAUCUGUAAGCAGGGCUUCCCAUAAGGCAGUUCUGCAUGGAAAGUUGAUGUGGGUAAUUGGUGGAUACGCAUUUAAUUACAGUACCUUCCAGAUGGUAUUGAACUAUAAUUUGGAAAGCAGCAUCUGGAAUGUGGUACCUAUAUUGAAAGGACCUCUUCAGAGAUAUGGACACACUAUUGCUUUAUAUCAGGAUGAUAUUUACAUGUAUGGAGGCAAAAUUGAAACAAAUACUGGUAAUGUCACUGAUGAAUUAUGGAUUUUCAACAUUCCAAGUCAGACUUGGAGCACCAGAAUUCCAGCAGUGCUUGUUCAUGGCCAGCAAUAUGCAGUUGAGGGUCACUCAGCGCACAUAGUGGAGCUUGACAGCAGGGAUGUUAUCAUGCUUGUGAUUUUUGGUUACUCUGUAAUAUAUGGCUAUACAAGCAGCAUUCAAGAGUAUUACAUCA